Ziziphus jujuba (common jujube) is the source of this 2428-nucleotide messenger RNA. RefSeq lists its product as uncharacterized. The transcript has 2 exons. Bases 320 to 2299 code for a protein of 659 amino acids. The record is from RefSeq and is a predicted model, not a curated record. NCBI's taxonomy places the organism in Eukaryota, Viridiplantae, Streptophyta, Magnoliopsida, Rosales, Rhamnaceae.
UCCUUUUUUUUUUUUUUUUCUUUUUUCUUUUUUUAAGGUUGGCCUUCAUUUCCAGUGGAAGGGGGCAUUUUCCUUCAGCUUUGCUAUUUCUCAUUGUUAACUAACUGUAUUUAUUUAUUUAUUUGUUUAUUUAUUAUUAUUAUUAUUAUUAUUUUCUUUUAACAUUUUAAACUAAAAAUCUAGAUGCCAUGGUAAACCAAAGGUUUUAAGUCAAUUGACAAGUAACAUUUUUCUUUCCCUCUCCAGUGUCUUUCUUAUUUGUUUUAUUUUUGUAGACUUACUUGCAGAUUUUGUUUUGCUCACGAAAGAAGCUGUAUAAAUGGAGUUACCAAUUCCCAACAAGUUGAAGAAGCUGUGGGACAUAUGGGAUCUUCGGGUGUGUAUCCUCAUAAGCCUCUUCCUACAGGUAUUUCUACUUCUAGUUGCUCCUUUCAGGCAAACAACCAGUCGCACAUUUGUUAUCAUGUCAAUAUGGUCUGCUUAUUUGCUGGCCGACUGGGUGGCUGCUGUUUCUAUUGGACUAAUCACCAAAAGCCAGACCGACCAUUCCCUUGAUCCACACACAGAAAACCUACACAUUUUUGCGUUUUGGGCAUCCUUUCUUUUGAUUCAUCUCGGUGGGCCUGAUAGCAUUACCUCUUUCUCAAUCGAGGAUAAUGAAUUAUGGCUCAGGCACUUGUUUAGUCUCAUUUUACAGGUUGUGGCUGUUGCUUAUAGCUUCUUUCUUACACUUCCUAAAAACAAUCUACAACUGCCAACUAUGCUUGUGUUCUUUGUUGGAAUUAUCAAGUUCUCUGAGAGAAUAGCGGCUUUAUAUCUUGCAAGUUUGGACCGUUUUGGUUCCACUGUGUUGCCGGAGCCAAACCCUGGUCCUGACUACAGAGAUGCCGUGGCAACAUAUGCUGCUUCAAUGGGGUUGAUGGAUCAAGCAUCAGAGAUAACGAUGACGACGACCACGACCAUGACAAACGUAGCACACUCGCUCUUCGAAACCUUCAAGGGACUUAUUGUUGGCUUCCUUCUCAGUUCCAAAGACCGAGAAUCAAGCCGGAAUACUUUUCUCCAUUUAGAAGCUUCUGAGGCUUUUAGAUUGAUGGAGUACGAGCUGAGCUUCAUGUACCAACUUCUCCAUACCAAAGUUGUCAUGAUGCGUUGCGUGUUCGGUUACAUACUCAGGAUUAUCAGUUUCUGUUUCCUAAUUGGUGCUUUGAUAUCGUUUUCAUUUUCUUUGGUCGAUGAUCCUAAGUUUAGUAAGUUUAGUAUCUAUCUUACUUACUCAUUGCUUGUAGUAGCCAUUUUUCUAGAUAUUUUUUCUGGCCUCAAGCUCAUUUUCUCUAAAUGGACAAUUAUUUUCCUAAAGGAUGGGUGGAUAGAAUAUAUUCCCCAAAGAGUUUUGAAAUAUUUGAAAAGAGAAAGGUGGUCGGGCUCAAUGUCACAGUACAAUGUCAUAGGAUAUUGUCUCGAUGAACGUCCAAAAUGGCUAUACAGUUUGUUUAGCUAUCUCCACCUUAAGGGAUUUCUAGAGACAAUGAAAAUCUUGAGGCAUUCUUCUUCAGAGACAGUGACGGAGAAAUUAAAGAGCUUUAUUUUCAAUGAGCUGAAAAUAAAAUCUCAAACAGCUAGCACUUUAAGAGAUGCCAUUGAAGCGUGUUCGCAAAGAGGCGAGUGGGCUCUCCUACGUGCUCCUAGCUACAUCAAACUAAAAUGGAGUAUUGGAGAGUUUCAAUAUGCGGAAAGUCUUCUCCUCUGGCACUUAGCAACUGAACUCUGUUACAGCACCAUUAAGGAAGAUGAUAGCAAUGAAAGAACAAUUUGCAAGCUCCUUUCGGAUUACAUGUUCUAUCUUCUGGUUGCGAAGCCUACAAUGCUGGCACCGGUUCUUGGAAAUUGGCAAGUGGUAUUCCGAGACACAUGUGCAGAGGCUAACAGAUUUUUCGAUGAAUUCUCAAUAUCAGAUCAGAAACAAGUAUGUGAAAUGCUUAUUUCUGUAGAAACCAAUUUCAGAGCUACAACUGUGAAGGGAAAUAGAAGCAAAUCUGUAUUGUUUGAUGCUUGUGUUCUUGCACAUCAGCUUCAAAAUAUGAAUUGGCAAGAAAGGUGGAAGGUGAUGGUGCUGGUGUGGACCGAGCUGUUUUGCUACGCUGCCAUAAAUUGUAGGCCGAUUGUACAUGCUCAGCAACCAAGUAGGGGUGGUGAGUUUCUGACUUUCACUUGGUUGCUGAUGAACCAUUUGGGAUUGGGAACUCAAUUCUAUGAGCAAGAACAGCAAGCUGGGAAAAAGUUUAUGCCUAUCAUGUAAAUUCAUCAGGCAGGGUUAAUUUUUUUUAGUUUAAUAUUUAUGCAUUUUAUAAUUAAUCUUUUAGGUAGUUAUAGCUUACAGCUUGUUGUGCACCUUUUUAAAUUUCAAUUUUGUUGUGUGUUUCUGUUA